Teleopsis dalmanni is the source of this 2442-nucleotide messenger RNA. RefSeq names its product GMP synthase [glutamine-hydrolyzing] (gene bur). Gene Ontology annotation, molecular function: ATP binding; GMP synthase activity; GMP synthase (glutamine-hydrolyzing) activity. Bases 254 to 2302 code for a protein of 682 amino acids. Gene Ontology annotation, cellular component: cytosol. Gene Ontology annotation, biological process: GMP biosynthetic process. The record is from RefSeq and is a predicted model, not a curated record. NCBI's taxonomy places the organism in Eukaryota, Metazoa, Arthropoda, Insecta, Diptera, Diopsidae. The transcript is spliced from 2 exons.
GUGGCAACGAUUGAAUUGGUGCUUAAAUGACGUUUCGCUUAAGUGUGAGCUGAAAACGUAGUAACAGUUCUAUGCUUGCAAAACUAGUAGUUUUCGUUUUUAUAUUAAGUGUAAUUUUGGGAGACUACUCAUUAAUGUACUUUGAUACUAAAAGCAAGGCUGUGACAGUCGUAAAAUUUGUGCUCUAUUUUUAAUAUAACAUUUUUGCAAAAUUGGAAACUUCACAUCUCAAAAGUGCAGCAGCAUUAAAGAAAUGAGCGGAGGUAAUAUAUUUACUGAAGAAAAUGGCAUGCGACGUGAUAAAGUAGUCAUAUUGGAUGCUGGAGCUCAAUACGGAAAAGUUAUUGAUCGCAGAGUGCGUGAGCUUUUAAUUGAAACAGAUUUACUUCCUUUAAAUACGUCAGCGGCAGAGAUACGUGCUAAAGGGUAUCGAGCUAUUAUUAUAUCUGGUGGACCAAAUUCAGUAUAUUUAGAUGAUGCACCGUUUUAUGACACAGGAAUUUUUAAACUGAAAAUACCUAUACUUGGAAUUUGUUAUGGUAUGCAAUUAAUUAAUAAGGAAUUUGGUGGUGCAGUUCAAAAAAAGGAUGUUCGAGAAGAUGGCCAGCAAACCAUAGAAAUUGAAACAAGCUGUCCCAUUUUUAAAGGGCUACAACGAACACAGUCUGUAUUGUUAACUCAUGGUGAUAGUGUAGAACGCGUUGGUACAGGUCUUAAAGUAGGUGGAUUGUCAUCGAAUCGUAUCAUCACUGCCAUUUAUAAUGAAGUUCAACGUGUAUAUGGACUUCAGUUUCAUCCAGAAGUGGAUUUGACCACAAAUGGCAAACACAUGCUGUCGAAUUUCUUAUAUGAUAUAUGUGGCCUGAAACCAACUUACACACUAGGUAGCCGAAAAGACGAAGCUAUACAAUAUAUUAAAGAGCGCGUUGGGAAUAAUAGAGUUCUAGUUUUGGUAAGCGGCGGUGUAGACUCUACUGUAUGCGCAGCUUUAUUACGCCAAGCCGUACAUCCCAGUCAGAUUAUUGCAUUACAUGUUGAUAAUGGAUUUAUGCGAAAAGAAGAAAGUGAAAAGGUAGCUAAAUCGCUGCGUGAUAUAGGUAUAGAUGUUAUAGUGCGUAAAGAAGUAUAUACUUUCGCUAAAGGUACUACACGAAUAAAACGCCCCGAACAAUUUUCUACUGUUGAAACACCAAUGCUAUGUGAAACGGUUAAUCCUGAAGAUAAACGUAAAAUAAUUGGGGAUAUUUUUGUUAAAGUUGUGAAUAAAUUACUUUCUGAAAUGCAAUUGAAACCAGAAGAAGUUAUGCUAGCUCAAGGCACUCUUAGACCAGAUUUGAUUGAAUCUGCAUCACAUCUAGUAAGUACAAAUGCAGAAACGAUUAAAACGCACCAUAAUGACACAGACCUAAUUAGAGAAUUACGAAGAGCCGGUCGUGUUAUUGAACCAUUGGCAGACUUUCAUAAAGAUGAAGUUAGAGAUUUAGGUUACGAUCUGCGCCUUCCAGCAGAGUUAAUUGAAAGACAGCCUUUCCCUGGACCAGGAUUAGCAAUACGCAUUCUUUGUGCUAAAGAAGCUUUUGCUGGAAAAGACUACUCAGAAACACAAGUCAUUGUAAAAGUAAUUGUGGACUAUAAACAAAAAUUAAACGGAAAGCAUGCUUUAAUAAAUCGUGUAAAUGGAGUUACUACUGAAGAGGAACAAAAAGAACUUAUUCGAAUAUCAUCCUCUUCUCAAUUGCAUGCGAGCGUUUUGCCAAUACGUUCCGUAGGCGUGCAAGGGGAUAAACGCACUUAUAGCUAUGUUGUUGGUCUCUCUUCUGCCCAUGAACCAAACUGGAGUGAUUUGAUUUUUUUGGCUAAGAUUAUACCACGUAUUUUACAUAAUGUUAAUCGCGUUUGUUACAUAUUCGGUGAACCAGUAAUACAUCCAAUCUCUGACAUUACAUUAACAACUUUAACUCAGUCCCCAAUAAAAACUUUACGUCAAGCUGACUGGGUUAUCAAUGAGGUUAUAAUGCAAGCUGGUCUAAACAGAAAAAUUUCGCAAAUGCCAAUUAUUCUUGUACCAAUUCAGUUUGAUAGAGAUUGUACAGAUCGCACGCCAUCUUGUAGUAGAUCUCUAGUUUUACGACCAUUUAUAACGCGGGAUUUCAUGACUGGUGUGCCAGCUAUACCUGGUUCGCUUCACAUGCCAAUGCCAGUUCUCACCAAGAUAUUAUAUGAAUUGAAAAAGGUUCCAGGCAUAUCGAGAGUACUUUACGAUUUAACAUCAAAGCCUCCUGGUACCACAGAGUGGGAAUAAUUAUAUCAAACUUUUACUUUAUAAUUGAAUUAAAACCACGUAAUCUGGAUUAAAUGCCUGCGUAAUCAUCUAAUUUUAAGUAAUUGUAUUGUAAAACCUGCAUAAAAAGUUAUGAACAUAAUAAAUGUGAUCAACAAACA